AUGAAGACUUCACCUGGAUCCUUCUUGACAUUUACUCGCCCUCCUCUCGAUGGGUCGCUCACCUACCCAGAAAUCUUUGACUACAACGCACAACACAGCCCGGACCAUCCCGUCUUUCAAUUCUAUGAUCAAGACCAUAUUCAAAGGAUCACUUGGAGUGAGGUCACCAAGGCCAUCCAUGCUGCUGGUCGUAUUGUUCUUGAGUACGUUCCUCGAACGGACACCGUCCCGGUUGUAGGAGUCCUGGCAAAUGCUGAUAGCAUCACAUUUCUCACCGUGGUUGCUGGUAUUAUACGUGCCGGGUACACUGCGUUCCCAAUUUCUACCCGCAACUCUCCAGCUGCAGUCGCUCACUUGCUUGAAAGCACUGGAUGCAAGUCUCUAUUUGUCAGUGCUGAUCCCGCUAUGCAGGAAGUCGCCCGUGUGCAAGACGGCGUAACUACGAUACCGAUGCCAACAUUCGAAGACCUCUACUUGAAGGAUCAUUCGGAGCCACUGCCGCAUGUGCGGCCUGACUGGGAACAACUAGCGCUCAUUAUACACUCAUCAGGAUCAACACGCUUCCCCAGUCCAAUUCCCCACACGCAUCGAUUUUAUAUGAUGCAGGGGGUCUGGUUAUCUUACGGAGACAUGGAUGUUUGCGGGCAUGUUCUUUCGGCACAUGCCUCAGCUAUGUAUCAUCUCAUGGGGUGCUGGACACUGAUGGUCGCCGCGUCAGACGGUGUAACCAUAGCAGUAUUCCGUCCUGAAAAUCCACCCAUAGUGCCAACGCCAGAGCGUGUUUUGGAAGGAAUAGUAGCAACGAAAUGCACGGUUGUGCUUUGUGUUCCUCACUUCUUCGAGGCAUGGGCACGCGAUCCUUCCGCUGCCGAAGUUCUAAAGAAGGUUACAGUAGCAUUGUUUGGAGGUGGACCGCUCGCCAAAUCUGCUGGAGACUCGUUGGUAGCCAAAGGUGUGCCCCUCUGCGCCUUGUUCGGCAGUACCGAAACCACCUUCUCUGCUAAGCUAAUUCCCAAAGAGACGCCUGCUGAAGGGUGGGAAUGGUUUGAGUGGGCACAUUAUAUCAACUAUGACCUUCUCCCAAUCGACGGUGAAGAGAAUAUGUUCCACGUAAUCAUUAGGGAAAAUCCUAAAACCGGAUAUUCUCCUGCGGUCUUCAACACCACAAUAGACGGCGUCAGGGCGUACGAUACUACAGACAUAUUUAUCAGGCAUCUCGUCAAUCCUGAAAUGUUCAAGUGCUAUGGAAGACACGAUGACCAAAUUAUCCAUAGCACUGGGGAAAAGACGAACCCUACGCCAAUUGGCAUGUUCAAUUUCUUCCAUCUUCUGUACUAUGCUAAUAUUCUAGCAGAAAAAACGAUUACUACUGACAGACGAAUUGCCGCCGCCGUUAUGUUUGGCCGAUCUAGAUUCCAACCCGGGGUGCUGGUCUCACCAGCUCCGGGAUAUGAGUUUGACCCAACCAACGAGAAAGACCUUGCCGACUUCCGUGCGAGCAUUUGGGACACGGUGUCCAAAGCGAAUGAAGAGGCACCGCAGCAUUCAAGGAUCUUCAAAGAGAUGAUCAUUGUUACGCAUCCAUCCAAGCCUUUCACAUUCACCUCUAAAGGAACUCUUCGACGACCAGCUAUUCUUGAGGCCUACAGUAAGGAGAUUGAGGCGGCAUACGAAGCGGUAGAAAAUAUCUCUCUUUCCAGUGUCCCGGCACCACAGAAAUGGAGUGUCGACGAUAUUACAGAAUGGAUUGGGCGCAUUGUGCACAACCUUCUUCAUACCGAUGCUCAAAUCUCUGAUACGCAGGACAUCUUUGUUGUCGGAGUUGACAGUCUCAUAGCCAUUGCGAUCCGCAACACGAUUGUCAGUACCCUUCGGAAAACCCACAUAAUCUCCACCAGUGCCAUCCGGGCUCUACCACAGAAUUUCGUUUUCAAUAACCCGUCGAUAUCUCUUUUAGCCGCCUUCGUUCAUAAAGCUAUCACUACCUCUCUGGCUAAUGGAACUACGGAUACUUCUGACUCGGACGACGACGAGGGUGAGCCUGUAAUUGCGUUCACGAAACUUCCGGAACCGGGAGAGACCAUCGUCAAGCUCAGAAAAGGGAAAGGAGAGCCGCCGCUAAUUGCCUUCCACGGAGGUGCGGGUCUUGCAUUCGACUUCAGGUCAUAUCCAGAGAAAUUCCGCACAGCUGUGUCGACUGUCCAGGUGACGCCGGAUGCGCCGAUGACGAGUCUGGAAGAUCUCGUAGCAUUUUACAGACGUAAAAUCAAGGAGCAACAGCCCACUGGACCAUACCGUUUUGCUGGAUACUCUGCGUCAAGCAUACUCGCUUUUUUGAUGACCCAGGAGUUUGAGCGUCAUGGUGAUACCGUAUCGCAGCUUACUAUGUUGGAUCUUUUCCCCUCUGUUUUCUUACACCAAAUCCCCCCUGCCGACCAUCCAAACCGCAGAGAGGAGUUCAUCGCUGCCGUCAUUAAGAUCAUGCUGGAUUUAACGGCGUGGGAUAAGAGUAGGAAAAGUUCUGUCGAUGCACUGCGCUCUGCUUUCAACGGAACCGGUGGUUCGCCUUUACAGAGACUGACGAUGAAUAUUGCGCGGCAGUUUUCGGGCUUGAUUGGUGAUUUUUGUCUUCGGCCUGAUAUAGAAGAGUGGAUGGGGAGCAUGAAGGAUGUCAAGGCUCCGGUUACGGUGUAUGUUGCGGAGGAGGGCGCAAGACUUAUACCAAUGCCGAAAGAGGAACAAGACGACCUAGGAGCUUCAUGUUGGGUGCCGGGAGCCAGAGUCGUGCGAGUACCUGGAGGUCAUAUGGACUUUCUGGACCACGACUUGGUUAUUGCAGGGUUACAAGAAGGCUAUCUCUGACCCGCUUCACAUUCAAUAUAGUAUCAUUUGACUCUUAAAGCAAGGAUCUAAUAGGCUAGAUGGGUCACUAGAAUUGAAAUGAGAAUGUACUAC
This is a messenger RNA of Desarmillaria tabescens, 2955 nucleotides long. Its product is annotated as NRPS-like enzyme. Lineage: Eukaryota; Fungi; Basidiomycota; Agaricomycetes; Agaricales; Physalacriaceae. Gene Ontology annotation, molecular function: phosphopantetheine binding. Gene Ontology annotation, biological process: biosynthetic process. The record is from RefSeq and is a predicted model, not a curated record. Bases 1 to 2862 code for a protein of 953 amino acids. The transcript has 17 exons.